Fonsecaea multimorphosa CBS 102226 is the source of this 819-nucleotide messenger RNA. RefSeq lists its product as uncharacterized. The coding region runs from base 1 to 819 and encodes 272 amino acids. NCBI's taxonomy places the organism in Eukaryota, Fungi, Ascomycota, Eurotiomycetes, Chaetothyriales, Herpotrichiellaceae. The record is from RefSeq and is a predicted model, not a curated record. Gene Ontology annotation, biological process: retrograde vesicle-mediated transport, Golgi to endoplasmic reticulum. The transcript is spliced from 2 exons.
AUGGCGGAACCGGAAGAGACGCCGGCGCAGCGACAAGCCCGCAUUCGCCGUCAGAAGCGUGAAGCGAAAAUCACGGGCUCAGCAACGGAGAGACUCGACAAGAUUACAAGGCUGAGUGGAAGGACUCCAGAGAGCAUGCGCAACGAGUCUCCAGUGCCAACACCAUCCCCGAGAUCUCCUCCCGAGCAGGUGGCUCCACCGCCCGGAGGUCCUGGCGCGUUGCCCACUCCGGAAGAGCUUAGGGCGCAGGAGGAGUACUUGAAGGCAAUGUUGAGACAACCCCUGUCACAAGAGGAACCAAGCCAAGCCCAGCAGGAAGACCCUAUGUUGAAACUACUACAAUCGAUGAUGGGAGGAAUGGAAGGCUCAACAGACCCCAAUGCCCCUGGUGGUAUGGGCGCCGGCCCCGGAUUGUCUCCCGACGACAUCUCAAAGGCAACAGGUCUUCCUCCCUUCCUGACCAACAUGAUGAUGGGAGGUCAGAAGGCGCCACCCAGCCAAGCCGAGAUACAAGCGACACGCUUCUGGAAAGUCGUGCAUGUUAUUUUCGCCAUCAUGGCCGGCUUGUACUUGGUUUUCAGCAUUCACCAAGCCACUCAGACCUAUGGUGAGAAUCCACCGGCUCCGGCAACCUUCCAGAACCCGUUUAUCGUGUUCAUGAGCGGAGAAUUAUUGGUCCAAGGCGCAAGAGCAGUAUCAAGGGGCCAGUCGGGCAAAAGCGGAGUAAGGCUGUGGAUACAAAUGGGCAAGGAAUUCAUCGGGGACGGCGCGAUUAUGGUGUUCAUGCUGGGAUUAGCGUCCUGGAUGAAAGGAAGCUGA